This is a messenger RNA of Capsella rubella, 988 nucleotides long. RefSeq names its product B-box zinc finger protein 22. Lineage: Eukaryota; Viridiplantae; Streptophyta; Magnoliopsida; Brassicales; Brassicaceae. The record is from RefSeq and is a predicted model, not a curated record. The coding region runs from base 115 to 768 and encodes 217 amino acids. The transcript has 2 exons. Gene Ontology annotation, molecular function: zinc ion binding.
CGCAGAAGAGAAACGAGAGAAGACAGAUAGAGAAAGAGAGAGAGAAGCAAAGACCUUUUUAUAAAGAAAUCCCAAAGAACACUAGUUUUUGUAUCUGUAGAGAGGUGUGGUGUAAUGGGGAAGAAGAAGUGUGAGUUAUGUAAUGGUGUAGCGAGAAUGUAUUGUGAAUCAGAUGACGCGAGUUUGUGUUGGGAUUGCGACGGUAAGGUUCACGGAGCUAAUUUCUUGGUGGCUAAACACACGCGCUGCCUUCUCUGUAGCGCGUGUCAGUCUCUCACGCCUUGGAAAGCCUCUGGUCUUCGUCUCCGCCCCACUGUUUCUAUCUGCGAGUCUUGUUGUUUGUCUCGCAAGAAGAAGAAGCGCUCCGUCGUCGCAGGGAACCAAGAAGAGAUCGUUGGUUGUUGCGACGAUGGUGGUGGUGCUGAGUCUUAUGAUGAAGAAAGCGAUGAGGAGGAAGAAGAAGAAGAAGAAGAAGAAGAAGAAGCGGAGAAUCAGGUUGUGCCGGCGACGGUAGCGCAAGAAGCUCCGGUGGUGAGUUCGUCGUCUUCGGUUAGUACCGGCGAAGUAGAUCUGGUGGUGAAAAGGACGCGACGUGAUCUAGAUCUGAACUGUUCUUACGAGGAGGAGAACGAGUCAAGACCAUUGAAAAGAUUAUCGAAAGACGAUGAUGAUGAAGAUGAAGCUUCGUCUAAAUCAACAACGGUUGUGAUGAUGAUGAACUCGGUUUUGAGAUUAGAGGGAGGGAAAAGGAACAAAUCGAACUGUUGAAUGAGAUGAUUAGUUUUUUUAUUAUUAUUAACCCCUCACCACCGUUCAUGUUACUAACAAUUACUUGUUUUAGUGAGUUGAGUUAGUAGUUUUUUAAAAAAUCAUUCGUUUUGAAGCUUGUUUUUUUUGGCUGUUAUUUUUAUUUGUUUUACGUUAUAAUAUAUAUUCGUAUGUGAAGUUUUAGAAUUACAAGAAUGAAAAAUUGUGAUUUGCGGGAUCA